Messenger RNA from Mesorhabditis spiculigera, 570 nucleotides. The record is from the annotation of a GenBank genome assembly. NCBI's taxonomy places the organism in Eukaryota, Metazoa, Nematoda, Chromadorea, Rhabditida, Rhabditidae.
AUGCCAAUAUUUCGCCCGUGGGAGGAUAGAGCGUCGCCGAGCAGUUCAGCUGCUUCUCCCGGCUCAGCCCCAACCCCAUCGACGUCUUCUGGGUGUUCGGAGGGAGAACUCUCUGAGUCUCGGCCCUCUCCAACGUCCAAUCGGCCAUCCUCCCUGCGCUGUGAAUGCCCGAAUUGUGGUCGUGGAGGUGGAAAAGUGCUCGAGCAUAUCUGCCAUCACGAUGGAUGCACCAAGAAAUAUCGAAAGACUAGCCAUCUGAAGGCCCAUCUCAGAUCGCACGCUGGGUGGCGUCCAUUCGUGUGCACAUUCUCGGGUUGCCCACGGGCCUUCGGUCGUUCCGAUCAACUGCAACGUCAUCUCAGAUCGCAUACCGGGGAAAGGCGUCAUGUAUGUCCACAUUGUCACAGGAGAUUCGCGCGGUCAGAUCAUCUACAACAACACAUCACCCGCCAACAUCACAAUCUACAACAACAAUCAUCCAAUCCCCCGCUCACAAUGCUGCCCUUCCUCGUCCAAAUGCCAAUCUUCUAUCCACAUCCCCUCAUCUAUCAAACGUCAUUCCAAGUCUGU